Messenger RNA from Clavispora lusitaniae ATCC 42720, 1446 nucleotides. RefSeq names its product adenylosuccinase (gene ADE13). Lineage: Eukaryota; Fungi; Ascomycota; Pichiomycetes; Serinales; Metschnikowiaceae. Gene Ontology annotation, biological process: 'de novo' AMP biosynthetic process. Gene Ontology annotation, cellular component: cytosol. The record is from RefSeq and is a predicted model, not a curated record. Gene Ontology annotation, molecular function: N6-(1,2-dicarboxyethyl)AMP AMP-lyase (fumarate-forming) activity; (S)-2-(5-amino-1-(5-phospho-D-ribosyl)imidazole-4-carboxamido) succinate lyase (fumarate-forming) activity.
AUGUCGCACGAUAAAUACUCUACUCCAUUGUCCUCGAGAUAUGCUUCCGAGGAAAUGUCUAAGAUUUUCUCCUUGAGAAACAGAUUUUCCACCUGGAGAAAGUUGUGGUUGAACUUGGCCAUUGCUGAAAAGCAAGUUGGCCUCAGUGUCAUCACCGAUGAGGCCAUUGAGCAAAUGGAAAAGCACCUUGAAAUCACCGAUGAGGAAAUUGCUGCUGCUUCUGUUGAAGAAGCCAAAGUCAGACACGAUGUCAUGGCUCAUGUCCACGUCUUCGGAGACACAUGCCCUGCAGCUGCCGGUAUCAUCCACUUGGGUGCUACUUCGUGCUACGUUACAGAUAAUGCUGACUUGAUUUUCUUGAGAGACGCUUACGAUAUUUUGAUUCCAAAGUUGGUUAAUGUCAUCGACAGAUUGUCUAAGUUUGCCAUGGAAUACAAGGACUUGCCCGUUUUGGGCUGGACCCAUUUCCAACCAGCUCAGUUGACCACUGUUGGUAAGAGAGCCACUUUGUGGAUCCAGGAAUUGUUGUGGGAUUUGAGAAACAUGGUUAGAGCAAGAAACGACAUUGGAUUGAGAGGUGUCAAAGGUACCACAGGAACUCAGGCCUCUUUCUUGUCUCUUUUCCACGGUGACCACGACAAGGUUGAGUUGUUGGACGAGACUGUUGUUAAAUUGUUGGGCUUUGAGCAUGUUUACCCUGUCACUGGCCAAACUUACUCUAGAAAGAUUGACAUUGAUGUUUUGAGUCCAUUAGCCUCUUUGGGUGCUACUUGUCACAAGUUCGCUACCGAUGUCCGUCUUUUGGCAAACUUGAAGGAAAUGGAAGAACCAUUUGAAAAAUCCCAAAUUGGUUCAUCUGCCAUGGCUUACAAGAGAAACCCAAUGAGAUGCGAAAGAGUGUGCUCUUUGUCCAGACACUUGGGUGGUUUGUUGAAUGAUGCCAUCCAAACCGCUUCCGUGCAAUGGUUCGAAAGAACUUUGGACGACUCGGCCAUUCGUCGUAUUUCGCUUCCGUCUGCAUUCUUGACUGCCGACAUUUUGUUGUCUACUUUGACCAAUAUCACCUCGGGCUUGGUUGUUUACCCUAAGGUUAUCGAGAGAAGAAUCAAGGGUGAGUUGCCAUUCAUGGCCACUGAAAACAUCAUUAUGGCCAUGGUGGAAAAGGGUGCUUCCAGACAGGACUGCCACGAGGAAAUCCGUGUCUUGUCUCACCAAGCCUCGGCUGUGGUGAAGCAGGAAGGAGGAGACAACGACUUGAUUGAGCGUGUGAAGAAGACUGAGUACUUCAAGCCAAUUUGGGGCGAAUUGGAUGCUCUCUUGGACCCAUCUACGUUUGUGGGUCGUGCUCCUCAACAGACAGAGAAGUUUAUCAAGAAGGAUGUUGCCCAAGCGUUGGAGCCAUUCCAACACAUGAUCCACAGCGAAGAUGUUUCGUUGAACGUUUGA